AGCUAUACCAAAGAUACAUAAUUUACAUCCCAAAACACUGCAAGAUCGCAUCAGCUUUCUUCGAGAGGUGCCAGUGCUUGAUGCCCUGUCCUCACAUCCUCGUGCGUUGCAUCUGCUCUUCAGGUACAAGGUGGUAACAUCUCGCCUGGAGUUCUUGCACAAGGUGAAGAAAACUGAUGCUGUACCAAGCCUUAGUACAUUGUUAGGGAGCGAGAGUAAUUUUCAUAGGUAUAUUACAGUAGGAAACCAGAAGCAUAACAGGAAUGAUGUUAUCACAUGCCUGGCAACAGACAUGAAUGAAAGUAUAAGCACAAUUAAAGAUGCACUCCAUUUCCAGGCUUGGGAACAACACCCAACAGUUAUAAGUGUCAGACAGAACCUUAUGACACUAAUGAAAAAAGGCUUUACUAAAAGUCAAGUGCUUUCAGCUUUGGAUGUGGUGUUGUAUCCGACAGAGUUGGUACAAGACCAACUCUCACAGCUGCCACAUAGACUGCAGGCUCUACCAUUCUCAAUGCUCAUAAGUGAUCCACAUGUUUUACAAAUUCUCCUUUAUUUCAUGGAGAAAAGUAUGGCAUGUAUAAAGACAUAACUACUAAACAUCUGCACCUUCUAGCCUUUUAUUCAACUUAUGUACAAUAUUCGAUAUGUUUUAGUUACACAAAAAACUUUUUACAGGCAAAGAUAAUACACCUACCAUCCGACUUACAACCUGCUCGACAUACGACCAUUCGACUUACGACCGUGUUUUGUAUGCCAAAUUUCUGGGAAAUAAACAAGUGUUUGUGUUGUACACAGUGUUUAUCCUAAACCUUACAAUAUAAAACACAGUACUAACAGCAUAAAAAGUAAAGUAAGAAAUUAAAUACCAAAAUAAAACAAUAAAAUAAAGUCAUUACAAAAGUGUGAUGUUGAUAUUCAGUAGUAAGGUUCGACUUAUGUCCAUUUCGACUUACGACCUGUUGGUCGGAACCGAACUCGGUCGUAAGUCGGAUGAUACCUGUACUUAUAUUUUUAAAUGCUGUAUAUAUGGCUACAUAAUAAGAGAGAAUAUCAAAAUAAAUAUACAGGUGCAAUGAAUUAAGAUAAAUGUC
Cherax quadricarinatus is the source of this 1094-nucleotide messenger RNA. NCBI's taxonomy places the organism in Eukaryota, Metazoa, Arthropoda, Malacostraca, Decapoda, Parastacidae. The record is from RefSeq and is a predicted model, not a curated record.